GUCCGCAGAGGUCGGGCAGCAAGCAUGCAACCACGCCUGCGGACAACUACUACCUGGCUCGGAGGAGGACUCUGCAAGUGGUGGUCAGCUCCUUGCUCACCGAAGCCGGCUUCGAGAGUGCCGAAAAGGCUGCGGUGGAGACGCUGACAGAGAUGUUACAGAGCUAUAUUUCUGAAAUUGGAAGGAGCGCGAAGUCCUACUGUGAACAUACAGCCAGAACACAGCCUACGCUCUCUGAUAUAGUGGUUACUCUAGUGGAAAUGGGGUUCAAUGUUGAAACGCUUCCUGCAUAUGCCAAGCGCUCCCAGAGGAUGGUCAUCACUGCCCCUCCUGUGACAAACCAGCCUGUGACUCCCAAAGCCCUGACAGCUGGACAGAACAAGCCACAUCCAUCCCACAUUCCUGGCCAUUUCCCUGAGUUUCCAGAUCCUCACACUUACAUCAAAACACCAACAUACCGGGAGCCAGUAUCUGAUUAUCAAGUCCUACGGGAAAAGGCAGCGUCUCAACGGCGCGAUGUAGAAAGAGCUCUCACACGUUUCAUGGCUAAGACAGGAGAAACACAGAGUCUCUUCAAAGAUGAUGUUAGCACAUUCCCAUUGAUUGCUGCCAGGCCUUUCACCGUACCCUACCUGACAGCUCUUCUCCCCUCUGAGCUGGAAAUGCAGCAAAUGGAAGAAACAGAUUCAUCUGAGCAAGACGACCAGACAGACACUGAGAACCUCCCCCUGCACAUGAGCACGGAUGAUUCAGGACCUGAAAAGGAGAAUGCUUCAGUGUUACAGCAGAACACCUCCCUAUCAGGCAGUCGGAAUGGGGAGGAAAAUGUGAUAGACAAUCCCUACCUCAGGCCAGUGAAAAAGCCCAAGAUCCGCAGAAAGAAGUGAGGUGUAGCCAGCUGGCUGCUCAGAGUAAGAGAAACCCAGGGGGUUCACCUCUGCUGCUGUGGGUAUAAGGUGUGGAGCAAGACAGGAGAGGCAAUCCAGCUGAGUGGCAGAAGCAGAAGAAUGAUCUCUCUCUGCCUAGUGAACUACACUCUCAUCCUGGUUUGCAGUGCUCCCUCUUUCCCCUCUGCUCUCCUGCUGACUUGGAACAGUCAAUGGUCAAUUGCCUUAAAAGCAUUUAAGGCCACUGGGUUACAGAUGGGAAUUGUCUCUUUUGCUUUGGUUUGUUCUCACUGU
This is a messenger RNA of Phaethon lepturus (White-tailed tropicbird), 1181 nucleotides long. It is a transcript of the gene TAF8, whose product is annotated as TAF8 RNA polymerase II, TATA box binding protein (TBP)-associated factor, 43kDa. Gene Ontology annotation, biological process: transcription initiation at RNA polymerase II promoter. The transcript has 7 exons. The record is from RefSeq and is a predicted model, not a curated record. NCBI's taxonomy places the organism in Eukaryota, Metazoa, Chordata, Aves, Phaethontiformes, Phaethontidae. Gene Ontology annotation, cellular component: transcription factor TFIID complex. The coding region runs from base 153 to 887 and encodes 244 amino acids. Gene Ontology annotation, molecular function: protein heterodimerization activity.